This is a messenger RNA of Bacillus rossius redtenbacheri, 814 nucleotides long. Its product is annotated as EEF1A lysine methyltransferase 1. Lineage: Eukaryota; Metazoa; Arthropoda; Insecta; Phasmatodea; Bacillidae. Gene Ontology annotation, molecular function: protein-lysine N-methyltransferase activity; nucleic acid binding. The record is from RefSeq and is a predicted model, not a curated record. Gene Ontology annotation, biological process: methylation.
UCUAUGGCUCUCACAUUUUGUUUGGAAUUUUCUUUGCACGCUGUUCCUGUCCGUCAAUUUUAAAUUUGAAAAUUCGUUCUAUUUGGAAUCGAUAUGUAACACUUGUCAGUAACUCGUUAGGCACGUGCGUCUCACUUAUAUCAUAAUGUGCGAAGAUGAUGACGUGCCACAGCUUUCCGAAGCAACUAUGCUUGCUCUUCAAGAAUUCUGUCAGGAACGAGAAGCGAAAAAACUGCUCGUCCAAGAAGCUAUAAAUGAAACUGGAAACCUUAGUAAUAACAUCAUUUUUGAGGAAAAUUGGCAACUUAGUCAGUUCUGGUAUGAUGAUGCCACAAUUGACGUGCUGUCCAGGGAAGCGUGCAGAUUGGCCGGGGAAGACGGCAGGAUAGCGCUGAUAUCGUGUCCGUCACUGUACCCCUCUGUGAAGAAGCGAGCUGCUCAGGCGAAAGUGCUGCUGCUGGAGUUCGACCGCAGGUUCGAGGCCCACGGCGACGACUUCUGCUUCUACGACUACAACACGCCCCUGGAGCUGCCCGAGGACUGGGCCGGCAGCUGCGACGUCGUGGUCGCCGACCCCCCCUUCCUGUCGGCCGAGUGCCUGGCCAAGACGGCCCGCACCAUCCGCUUCCUCGCCAGGGGCAGCGUCGUGCUGUGCACAGGUGCUGUUAUGGCAGAUUUGGCAGAGAGGUUACUGGGUGUUAAGAAAUGUGAUUUUGAGCCUCGGCAUAGAAACAACUUGGCUAACGAUUUCUUUUGUUUUACAAACUAUGGAUGUUUUUUAACGUCAUGAAAUACACACAAAAAAACUUGUUAA